AUGUCGGCCAACUCGCUGCCUCGCCCCUCGCGGCCGUCGAUUGCUCCUCCCACCGGUCCCUUGCCCUCGCUGCCCGUCCCCAAGCAAAGAAGCUCCAAUGUCGGUCCGACGACGCGAGCCUCGUUGCUCCCAGGCGCCGCCAAUACACGCGCUGUGUCUUCGUCGUCGCUACCCUACAGGCCAACUUCCAAGCACCUCACAUCGCCGUCCGUGCCGUCAUUCCCACCCGAGGCUGGUGCCGCCGGAUCGCUGCCCGUUGGAAAAUCGCUGCGCAAGACAGUCAGCAUCGGUUCCUUUCCACAACCACCCAGACAUGGUGGGCGAUCGAAUCCAACCAGUCCGCUGUCGACGAGUUCGACGCCUGGAGGAGACAUGGUCGAUCGGAGAGUGUCGUCAAUAUCCAAGGGUCAAACGCCUUCCAGGAAUAACAGCCUUAAGAAGCCGCGAAGCUCUAAUAUUGGAGCGCGAGGUUUACUACCGAAAUCACCCCUAUCACCCCCCAGUCUACUCAAUGGAAGCGCAGAUUCCGUCACAGUAGAGACAGCCCACCUCAGUCUCCCCUCACCACCGCAGAGUCGCAACUCUUCACCCCAGGGAUCGUACGCAACCAGCGCAACCACAUUCGAGGAAGGGGAAGAUGGACGCGCAGAUGGCAAGGUACACAAGGACGGCAAAGGCAAUGUCAUUGUCAGCGUUCGGGUACGGCCUGAUGCUGGGGCCAAAGACAACAAACACGACUUGGAGUGGGAGGUUAACAACAAGCGCGCACUGAUAGCCUACAAAGGCAAAGAGGGCGGAGACUACAUAUAUGACAACGUAUUCGAUACCCAAGACAACAACGCCCGCGUAUACGAUGCUGCAGCCAAGCGACUUGUCCGGAGGGUCAUGGAGGGCUACCACGGCACCGUCUUCGCCUACGGAAUGACUGGAACCGGCAAGACGUUUUCUAUGCAAGGAACUGCAACAAAUCCUGGUGUCAUACCACUUGCCAUCACCGAUAUCUUCUCUUACAUUCGUGAGACGCCUCAGCGAGAGUUUCUUCUGAGAGUCAGUUACAUUGAAAUCUACAAUGAGAAGAUUAUCGAUCUGCUAGCGGGACCCGUUGUAGGCAUGAACGGCCAGACCGGGCCCGUUGAAGAGAUCAAGCUACGCGAGGACAGCAAACGUGGUGUCUAUGCGUCGCCACUAAAGGAGGAAAUCGUGCAGAGUCCGACGCAACUCCUGAGGGUUAUUGCACGAGGUGACAACUCAAGAAAGGUGGCGGGUACCCAGUUCAACGCGCGCAGUUCCCGAAGUCACGCCGUGGUCCAGAUUGUCGUUGAGAGUAGAGAGCGCGCUCCCGGCCCAGCAAUAAAUGGCGACAAACGGUCAGCCAUUGUCCCUGGUGGUGUCCGUGUCUCGACGCUCAGUUUAAUCGAUUUGGCUGGUUCUGAAAAGGCGGCUGAUAACAAAGAAAGGCGGACUGAGGGUUCCCAUAUCAACAAGAGUUUGCUUACUUUGGGUACAGUCAUUGGCCGAUUGGCUUCCGAUAAAGACAAGUCUGAGAAGGACAAGGGCAAGGGCGACAAACAUUUGCCAUACCGAGACAGCAAACUGACCCGACUUCUUCAACCUGCCCUCUCCGGUAACUCGCUGGUCAGCAUUCUCUGUACAAUCCAGAUCGGAGCCAGUGGGAGUCCUGCUGCUGUCAAUAGUCACACAGGUGAGACGCUGAAUACUCUCAAAUUCGCCUCCAGAGCCAAAAACAAUAUUGUCAGCCACGCCAAGAAGGCCGACGAAUCUAUGGGUGCUGGUGGGGACGCAGGAAGUCGAGCGCUUCUAGAUCGCUACCGCCUGGAAAUUGAAGAACUCAAGAAGCAGCUCGCUGAAGGCAAAAACAAAGAACCCAAGGAAGAAGAAGAUGACGAGCUGAAAAGAGACAAGGAGGAAGAAAAGGCGCGCGAACUGGAAGACAAGCAGCGGCAUGAAGAGCAGAUGCUUGAGAUGCAACUAGCCCGAACAGCCCUAAAGGAGCGGAUCGAGCAUCUUAACAGGCUGAUUUUGAGCUCCAAGUCUAUCGGUGUCAACAAUGGCCGAUCAUUCUCUUCAAUGAGCUUCCAGCGCGGCUCCAUCAUGAGCACCAACCACCACGACAUGCGCCCAAGCUCUAUUCGCUCUUCUGCUAGCCAUGCGACCCUCGAGGUUCCCGGUAAAAGACAAAGCACACCACACCUCCACAUGGACGGCUCUGAGGAAGACGACUCGGUUGGGGAGAAUGGAGAUGGUAGUGCAAGUCAGACGGUGCAGAUCCAAGCACUACAGGCUGAUCUUGCGGAUAAGAACCGUUACAUCGCUACCCUUGAAAAGCGCCUGUUGCACGCUCGGCGAUCGAGCCAUUCUCGUGUCUCCAUGUCAUUGUCACACAAGCUCACAAAUAGUGAGGAGGGUGGUAUGAUCGCAGCUCUUGCCGAGAGAGACAACGAGAUAGUCAACCUGCGCGCACAGCUUGAGGAUAAGGAGCGUAUGAUCGGCGCCCUCACAUCAGCUCGCAAGAAGAACGACACUGCACAUGAGAUGGGCAGCGAGUCACCAGGCAGCCGGCGCACCUCGGGUUAUCAGCGCAGCGGCAGUGAUGGUAGCGGGAUUAGUUUACCGAAAGGUCCAACGUCGCCUGCACUCAGUGUAAAGACGCCCUUCCUACCCCCUCCAGUUACCAACGGCUCUACCAAGAAUAUCGAGGAGAUGACGCGUAUGCUAGACGAGAUGAUUACUGGUCGCGUUGAAAAGACUGCCAGGCGAAGCAGUCUCAGACCAGUCACCGAAGGACCAUGA
Molecule: messenger RNA, 2811 nt
Organism: Alternaria postmessia
Lineage: Eukaryota; Fungi; Ascomycota; Dothideomycetes; Pleosporales; Pleosporaceae
Exons: 2
Coding region: 1-2811 (936 amino acids)
Biological process (GO): microtubule-based movement
Molecular function (GO): microtubule motor activity; microtubule binding; ATP binding
Source: RefSeq, a predicted model, not a curated record